Messenger RNA from Meleagris gallopavo (turkey), 1344 nucleotides. NCBI's taxonomy places the organism in Eukaryota, Metazoa, Chordata, Aves, Galliformes, Phasianidae. The record is from RefSeq and is a predicted model, not a curated record.
CCGCGGGGCCCGAGCGGCGCCGUUGUCAAGGCGACGCUGCGCAUGCGUGCCGAGCCCGGCCGGAGGGCCGCUUCCGCCGCCGCCGCCAUGGGCGUCCCGGGGCUGACGGCCUUCGUGGAGGAGUGCGGUUCGUUCUUCGCGGAGCUGCGGGUGCGGGACACCAAGCUGGUGAUCGACGGCAGCAGCCUCUACUACCACCUCUUCUUCACCUCCGCCGCCGAUUUCCGCCGCGGCGGCGAUUACGGCCCGUUCGCGGCGGCCGCGGACGAGUUUUUCGCCGUCCUGCGCUCCUGCGGCGUGGCCGCCUUCGUGGUGCUGGACGGCGCGCUGCCGGCCGUGUGCGAGUUCGACCGAGUCCAAAAGUCGAUUAAAAAGACGUUUGUCCAAGCGGCGAGCCUCCCCGCGCCUUUUGGCGAUGAUGGCUUCUCUUUGGACAGGUUAGUGGAGGUGCCAAUGUCACGCCGUCAGCUACUUCUGCUGGAGACUUUAGGAGUGAAAAUGAGUUUGCUAAAAUCUGUCCCUGCCCACUUACAGCUCCCUGUUGCUGUAACCUGUUGUUGGACGCGUUGUUCGGAACCUAAAGUGAACUUGCAUCAUUUAAAGGCUCUACUUCUCAUGAUAGUAGCUGGAGAACUGCACAGGAUAACAAAUGAGCCAGAUCUCACAGUUCUCCACCCAGAAGACAACAGAAUUGCUUGUAAUGAGUUUCUAAAAUGGAAGGAAGAGAAACUGCAAAAUAAAGACUUUGAUUUAGAUGCUGCACACGGCUUUUGCCAGUGGCAGUGCUGUCUUGAGAUGGGAUUGUAUCUCAACCAGCUACUCUGCAGUCCUCUCCCCGAGCCAGACUUAGCUAGGCUCUAUAGUGGGACCCUCGUGCACGGACUGUAUCAAGAGCUUAAGUCAACACCUUCAGUGGAAAAUCUGUUCAGUUCUUCUCCAAAAAUGACUGAGCUUUAUCAGGUUCUGUUGAAUAUAGUCGUAUCAACUGUAUCUCCAGACUUCUUUCAGAAGAAAACAGAGGCCAAAUCUGAGUCCUGCAGAAAGAAGAAAGCAUCUAAAAAGACAAAGGCUGUCAGGCGUGCUGUAUCUGAAACUCAGUGUUUACGUGAUGUUAAUAGGUUUGCAUCACUCAGUGUGGAUGACUGAGAGCAUCAUUCCUAAAAUCAUUUCCAAUGCCACAGAGACAGAAGAAAUGAUAUUUAAAAUGUGACUGUAUUGGAAUUUGCUUGGCUGUUUCAUACAAGCUCCUGAUAUUUUUGAAUUUAUUUUUUACCAAUGAGCCUCGCUCCAGGAUUUAGUAUUUUUGUAACGAAAGCUCCUAUAAAAGAGGUGCUGCAUACAACA